Molecule: messenger RNA, 3296 nt
Organism: Macadamia integrifolia
Lineage: Eukaryota; Viridiplantae; Streptophyta; Magnoliopsida; Proteales; Proteaceae
Product: putative pentatricopeptide repeat-containing protein At5g65820
Exons: 1
Coding region: 156-2189 (677 amino acids)
Molecular function (GO): protein binding
Source: RefSeq, a predicted model, not a curated record
UUUGAGAUUUGCCACGGUCGAUUCCGAAUCGGCCUAUUCACCGAUUCAAACUUCCGAUUCCUGUAUCCCGCUUGUCUCAUUCAGCUUUCAAGAAGCUUGGCGAUGCCUAUUUUGUCUCUCAGAGUCUCAGCCAAACGCAGAGGAACACAAGAAAAAUGCAAAGGAUUUCUUCGAGGAAGCUUCUUUUCGGAAUCGAAUUCCGCCUUCUUCUCUCUUCGAAUCCCUAUCAUUGCCGCAGUCAAGUUGAAGAAUUCAUAACAGGACCUGCACUUCAACCAUCCUAUGAUUCACCAAAGCUUCACCCCAUCCAGUCCUCUUCCCCUCAAAUUAUUACAGAAUCCAACCCAUAUCAGAUUGUUCAAACCUCGCGUGCAUUAUCGACCUCCAAUGGCGAUGAUUUACAGAAAUCGAUGAACUUAAGGAAUCCAAGCAUCGAUAGAAAGCGAGAGUUUGGAUUCGUUUGUCUUGAAAACAAGCAUGCAUUUCGAACAGAUCCGUCUAAUUCCGAUGAAUAUACUGCAGAUGUCGAGAAGAUCUACAGAAUUCUGCGUAAGUUUCAUUCAAGGGUUCCCAAAUUGGAACUUGCGCUUCAAGAAUCAGGUGUUAUUGUAAGGUCGGGUUUGGUCGAACGCGUAUUGAAUCGGUGCGGUGAUGCCGGGAACCUAGGGUAUAGGUUCUUCGCCUGGGCCUCGAAACAACCUGGGUACAGGCAUAGUUACGAAGUUUAUAAGGCCAUGAUCAGGGUUUUGGGGAAGAUGAGGCAGUUUGGUACCGUUUGGGCCCUAAUCGAAGAGAUGAGGAAAGAGAAUCCCCACUUCAUCACGCCUGAUGUCUUCGUUGUCUUGAUGAGGAGAUUUGCUUCCGCUAGAAUGGUUCAGAAGGCAAUUGAAGUCUUGGAUGAGAUGCCCAAGUAUGGGUGUGAGCCCGAUGAGCACGUCUUCGGGUGUUUGCUCGAUGCCCUGUGCAAGAACGGCAGUGUUAAGCAAGCUGCUUCGCUGUUUGAGGACAUGAGAAUCAGGUUCACGCCUAAUCUCAAGCAUUUUACCUCCUUAUUGUAUGGUUGGUGCAAAGAAGGGAAACUCAUGGAGGCUAAAUUCGUUUUGGUUCAGAUGAGGGAAGCUGGCUUCGAGCCGGACAUUGUCGUCUACAACAAUCUUCUCAGUGGGUAUGCAGUGGCUGGGAAAAUGGGGGAUGCAUUCGACCUCGUGCAGGAGAUGAAGAGGAAGGGAUGUGACCCAAAUGCAACUUCGUACACAAUUUUGAUCCAGGCACUCUGUUCCAGAGAAAAAAUGGAGGAAGCUAUGCGGGUUUUUCUUGAAAUGCGAAGAAGCGGAUGCGUUGCAGAUGUCGUGACCUAUACCACCUUGAUAAGCGGAUUCUGCAAGCGAGGAAAGAUUGAUAGAGGUUAUGAGCUUCUGGAUAGUAUGAUUCAGCAAGGCUGCAAUCCAAACCAGAUGACUUAUUUCCACAUUCUGGCGGCUCAUGAGAAGAAGGAAGAGCUAGAAGAAUGUUUGGAAAUGGUGAAGGAGAUGAAAAAGGUGUGUUGCAAUCCUGAUCUCAGCAUCUACAACACUGUGAUCCGCCUGGCCUGUAAAUUGGGUGAAGUGAAGGAAGGAGUGAAAGCUUGGAAUGAAAUGGAAGUCAGUGGGAUAAGCCCGGGGCUUGACACCUUCACCAUCAUGAUCCAUGGGUUCCUCGAGCAAGGCUGUUUACUUGAAGCUUGUGGUUACUUCAAGGAGAUGGUGGGGAGGGGUCUUUUAUCUGCUCCACAGUAUGGAACCCUUAAGGAGCUCCUGAAUUCGUUGUUGAGAGCAGACAAGAUUGAAAUGGCGAAAGAUGUUUGGAGUUGCAUCGUUACCAAAGGUUGUGAUCUCAAUGUGUACGCAUGGACGAUUUGGAUUCAUGCAUUGUUCUCAAAUGGGCAUGUCAAGGAAGCUUGCUCCUACUGUUUGGACAUGAUGGAUGCAGGGGUCAUGCCUCAGCCAGAUACCUUUGCAAAGCUAAUGCGAGGCCUUAGGAAACUUUACAACAGACAGAUUGCGGCAGAGAUCACAGAGAAGGUGAGGAAGAUGGCUGCAGACAGACAGAUAACCUUCAAGAUGUAUAAAAGACGAGGUGAAAGGGACUUGAAGGAAAAAGCCAAGGCAAAGACAGAUGGGAGGAAAAGGAGGGCUCGUCGACGUCAUUGAGGUCGCCUUCGUCAAGACGGAGCUACUAACAUUGUGAAAUUGGAAUGAUGAGGUGAUAGAAUCACUUGCUUGUUGCUCUAUGCAAAAGGUGUUGCAAGGCUGGGCUGAGCAGAGGAGUUUGAUUCAACUCUUUUUAACUAAUUUUUUAGCAGCUUCAAUACCUCAUAGCUCGGCCUCUGGAGAGGAGAAGAUUGUCCAGAACCAACCCACGCUUGACUUUUUUAGGUCCUUUAGGAUGUGUAAUAAUGCACACCAAUUAGAACUUCCGUUCAUACAAUCAGAAGCAGUAUCAGUGAUCACUGCAGCCGGGUGUCAAUGCAGGAGUAUUUAUGUGUUCUGAAUUCAAACUACUAGAGUCUUAAGAGUGGGUUGAGGUCAAGGGAUGUAUCGUAUGAAGGCUGGAAUUAAGCGGCAGAGGCUGUGGAGAAUAAGUGCUUUUUGGCCAAUGGAUGAGGGUUAGCCUGGUAUGGUUCAAUGAUCCACUUAAUUGCAGAGUGAAAAGAUUUUACUUUGGUUCCAGGGUAUCUGUUUCACAACAGCCAGAGGAUUUUUACAGGCGGUGGACAAAGAGUCUAAAAGAUCAUGGAUGAGUAAUGUGCUGUCCCAGAGUUUCAAGAAUUGGAAUCAGAUCCGUAUGGAAAUUGGCUGAGCCUGAUACUGAUAUGGCUGAACACCAUGUCGCAAGAGAAUGGCAUGCCAAACUGUAUCAAAAGCAGGAGUAACAAAGUGGGCAUGCAGAUUGUUAUUUUUUCAGUAAUUUUCCCGAGAAGUACUCUUGUUGGGCUUUGUGUGGGCAUUGCCACAUAAAAACUCUGAAUUUUGGACGAACAGGCAACUUCCAAAUAUGUUUCCAAGGGAAUGGUUCAUUUAGAUACGCCUUCAUCUUUAAAACUGCUAGACAGACCUGUUUCUUGGCGAGAUUACCAAUCCUGUCAUGCUGGACCAGACUGCUAAGUGGGAGUGGCCUUCUUGCUUGAUCUUCUGGGGUGCCUUAUAACAAAGGAUCAUCCCCCUGCACUCCCACUGUUAUUGUAAAACAUUGUAGCUUUUCAAGCUAUCGGAUAUACGUUUCUGAAUGCUUCAAACAGUUUCAGUUGUUCAUUGGCA